Messenger RNA from Gamsiella multidivaricata, 3458 nucleotides. RefSeq lists its product as uncharacterized. Gene Ontology annotation, molecular function: DNA binding; DNA-binding transcription factor activity, RNA polymerase II-specific. Bases 188 to 3271 code for a protein of 1027 amino acids. Gene Ontology annotation, biological process: regulation of DNA-templated transcription. The record is from RefSeq and is a predicted model, not a curated record. NCBI's taxonomy places the organism in Eukaryota, Fungi, Mortierellomycota, Mortierellomycetes, Mortierellales, Mortierellaceae. The transcript is spliced from 2 exons.
UCGUCUUUAAGAAUAAUGUACGCUGUCUUCCUUGACCUGCUGGCUGUUAAGAAACCAAGAGGUGCUAAUCCGCGUGGUGUUUCUUCUCACCCUUUCUUUCUCCUUUAGUAUCGAGACCCCACCAGGUUGUACACGCUUCCGUUAGUUGGCCCAUUUCUCUCUAUCUCUCUUUCGAUAAGACGACUUCAUGAACCCGUAUGAAGGUGGAGUAAAGGACUUGAAGCAAUCACAGCCACAGCAUCCAUCUGCCGCGUCAUUUCAGUCUAAGCAAGAUCCGUACCAGAGCCAGAUCCAGAUCGUCAAGCAGCGUCUACAGGCUCAAUUGACCCAAUCCUCUGCCUACAUCAACAGUAACGCCAGCAGUAAUCCUGCCUAUCCACAGCAAGGCACCAACAUGCUCACUUUCAAUCAGCAGCCUCAGCAACAUCAUCUCUCCAACCAGUAUACUCAGCGUUUGCCCCCUGGCCCGGCUAUAAAGAAACCCGAGCUCCUUCUUCAGUCUUCCACACUCCUUGCCGAUAAUAACAGCAAUAGCAACAUCAGCAAUUCUCAAAUGCACGCCGGGCAACAGCAACAACAGCAGCAACAACUUCUUAUUCAGCAGCAGAUGCAACAUAAGCAACAGCAACAGCAGCAACAACAACAACAUCAGCAGCAACAACAAGCACAGCAUCAUCAUCAACAGCAUCAUCUUCACCAACAGCAUCAAUACCAGCAGCAGCAACAGCAGCAGCAACAACAACAACAGCAGCGUCAGUUCGGCAACUUUGAGACCCCAAGCCCGCCAACACCCUCACCCUCACCAGGCAACCACCCAACGGUCCUUAUACCUCACCCCAAGUUGCAUCAACUCGACAUGUCUCAAAAUUCUCCCAGCGGCGAUCCAGCCUCCUCACCCUCUUUAUCUGCAUCCUCGCCCACAAGUACGACCUCCAAGAAGCGCACACGAGCCUCUGUUGAGCAAUUGGCCAUCCUUGAGGACACUUUUUUGACGAACCAGUCGCCCAACUCCAAAGUACGCGAAAUCCUCGCCAAGAAGGUCAAGAUGUCGGAGCGUUCCAUUCAGAUCUGGUUUCAGAACAGGAGAGCAAAGGUGAAGCAGGCUCUGAAGAGGUCAGAGCUCGUUCAGCAGGAGGCCAUAAAGGCUCAGUAUCUUAGCAACUGCGCUGCUGCCGGCAUCACGCCGCAACCGCUCUAUGGCUUUGGAGCAUCAGCUGCAGCUGCAGCGGGCGCAAAGGCCUUUCCCAUGGCAGGCCAUCUCCAUCCUAAUGCACUGGCGCGUACGCCGCUCUCGCGAACAAACAGUUACGAUGCCGCUCGCUCAACAGCAGCAGCGCAGGCGCGGUUUGCUCAGACGGGUUUGGGCAUCAAUGUGCCUGGGGCAGCCCACCCAGCGCUGUGGGGUGCACAGGGACCUUAUGGAAUGCCACCUCAGGCCCACCCCGGCUUUGCGUUCCGUCCUAAUGUUCCUCAAGCCAUGGCCGCUGCCCGUGGCAUCAAGCGAUCUUUCGAUGGUGUCAAUGGUCCACUUGCUCCCGGUGCUGUUCCAAAGCCGCUUCACUUUCCCGUUGCUCUUGGUGCAGAUGGGUUGACAGAAGGCGUGGCAUCAGCAGACAUGAUGUUUGCGGCCAACAUGGUGCCAGGCGCAUCCCAGAUCCCCACGAUGCCGACCUUCAACUGUGACAACCUCGCGAUCGGAACCUGGAGGAGAAUGUCGACGUCAAACACGGAUCUAAGCUGCUUCUACUGUCCCACGACGAGGAUCAUGACCUGGCAGAUCAUUGACCAUGCGGCGCGCUUCAAGAUGACUUUCCCCCUGAGCAGUAUCUCGCGCAUUGAGCAUUACGAGGUUGACCCAAUGUACUCACAGGUUGACUUUGACCUGCUUGAAACACCCCAGUUCUUCAUGGAGACCGUCUCGGAGGACAACCAGCGAGAUUGGAAGAAGUGUAGCGACUUUACAGAGGGCAAGCAGGCAACCUUGGUGAUGAAACACACCAUCCACGGAAUUUCCUCGGCUCUGAAGAUGCAGGUCAUGAGUCUGACGAUCGCCUAUCCUCCGUUGCAGGCCAUCACCCAUUACCGCGAGACUCAGUUCCCGACGCAGUUCCACGCCUACACUGCCCCGAUUCCCCAGAUCUCUCAGUUCCUGGACCCCUCGCAGUACGACCGACGAUUUGCCAACCCUAUGACUGCCGGCGGCUAUCUCUUGCACGAUGGGCUCGACUCUGGCGAGGGAUCUGAUCUUGGAGAGGAUUUCUAUGAUGGUUCUGGAGCCUUUGGAACACAGUUCAGCUCAACAACGAGCGCACUGUUGGACAUGGGAGCUGAUGGCACUCAGCAGCCAAGGCUGAAGUCACGGCGGACGGCAAGCAUGCCCGCACCGGUGAUCAACAACUUUAUGUCCACAGGCCUGAACUCCAUCCCAUACCACGCAUCGCCCCUGGGAAUGUAUUCAACCACGGGCAAUCACCUGGAGGCGUCGACUAGCGCAGCAGGGCUCAUGGCCGGUUCAGCAGCGGCUACAUCCGCAGCGACAGCAGCAGCUGUGGCAGCAGCAGCAACCUCUGCCACCACCAAUGUCUCAGGCGAUGCACAAUCUAUGGCUUCUGCCUCUUCAGCAGCAUUGGCCCCAUCUGCCUCGACGACGCCUGCCAUCCCAGCACCGACAACAUCGGGCGCUGACCCAUCCACGAUUGGCGUCUCGACUCCAUUGGAGACACCGAUUACUAGCGCGACUAUCAUGGCGUCCUCGAUAACGACGCCGACAGCAGUUAGCGGAACCCUUGCACCCUCGAUGAUUGCAACAGCGACGACGAUGCCCAAGGUGACCAUCACGACAUUAAGUGAGUCGGCAGAAAACGGCGGCGCUAGCACAGAAUCGACUACUGUUGUCCAUGGCGAGAACGAGCAGGACAAAGGCAAGAAGGAAUCACAACAGGAGGAGCAGGAGGAGUCCAGGCAGAGCGAGAACCCCAUGGGUUUGACCUCGCAGUUCAACGAGUUCUUGGCGCAGGCUGUAGUUUCGACACCUGCACCGAUGUCGGCCUCCUUCCUUUCGCCGGGUUUCCCUCCAGGCAUGAUGUAUGCUGGCCAUGGUCACCCACAGGCAUUCCAGCUUGGAUCAUUGGACGAUGGCUCCGACAGCGGAUACGAAUUCAAUGGAUACUAUGGCAUGAUGCCCGAGCAGGCCUCGUUUGUGUCCAUGAGCGAUCUGGAAGGGAGCACCGGCCAGCAGACGGACGGUGAAGAAAGUUCAUACGGCUAUUAAGUCUCUUUUGCCAGCCUAGGUUUUGUUUUCUCCUGCUGCCUGUUGUUCAUUGUUCUUUUCUGUGUGUACCAUCAACACCGACCUGUUCUAUUAGCCAUGCCCUUGAUUUCUCUUUUUUUUUUUUGUAUGGUGCCCUUCCUCUUGUAUAGUCUCCAUCCUCCCCCCUUUCCUUCUCCAACCCUUUCCG